AUAGCAGAGCGGAGGCAACGGGCUCUCAGCGCGAAACGUCUGAGUCGAGGAGUGGAAGGAAGGCACCGUUCUCCUGAGCAUCUUUGUGCCGUCCUGUUAAACAUAUAGAUAUGGCAAAGGAGGGAGCGGAUAUUACAGAAGAAACGGAACAUAUGAUAGAGAAGAAUGGUGGAAAAGAACAAGAAAGUGUGUUGUCUGCGGGGGACACCAAAGAAAUGCGGGCGGUGGUUUUGACUGGUUUCGGGGGUCUCAACAAACUCCGGGUAACCAAGAAAGCAAUGCCUGAGCCGCAGGAGGGGGAAGUCAAAAUACGUGUUAAAGCAUGCGGUUUGAACUUCCUGGACUUGAUGGUACGACAGGGAAACAUUGACAAUCCACCCAAAACUCCUCUUGUCCCUGGCUUUGAAUGUGCUGGAAUAGUAGAAGCAAUGGGAGACAACACAAAAGGGUUUGAGAUAGGGGACCGGGUAAUGGCCUUUGUGAAUUACAAUGCGUGGGCUGAGGUGGUGUGCACGUCUCUGGAUUUUGUCUACAAGAUCCCGGAUGACAUGACGUUUCCUGAGGCGGCCGCCUUCUCCAUGAACUUUGUGGCUGCCUACAUGAUGUUGUUCGAGGUCGCCAACCUCCGAGAGGGCAUGUCGGUAUUGGUUCACUCGGCAGGAGGGGGUGUGGGACAAGCUGUUGCUCAGCUCUGCUCCACUGUGCCAAACGUCACUGUUUUUGGAACAGCUUCACCUUUCAAACACGAAGCCAUCAAAGACUCUGUGACUCACCUCUUCGACAGAAACGCUGAUUACGUUCAAGAAGUAAAAAAGAUAUCCCCAGAAGGAGUGGACAUCGUGCUGGACUGUUUGUGCGGAGAGAACACCGGGAAGGGCUUGGGCCUCCUCAGACCCCUGGGAACGUACAUCCUGUACGGUUCGUCAAACAUGGUGACGGGAGAGACAAAAAGCUUCUUCAGCUUCGCUAAAUCCUGGUGGCAAGUGGAGAAGGUGAACCCCAUCAAGCUCUACGAGGAGAACAAGGUCAUCGCGGGAUUCUCGCUGCUGAACCUGCUCUUCAAACAAGGUCGAAGUGGCACGGUCAAGACGGUGGUGCAGAAGCUCAUCUCCCUCUAUGAGCAGAAAAAGAUCAAGCCUGUGGUGGACUCGCUAUGGGCUCUGGAAGAGGUGAAAGAGGCCAUGCAGAGAAUUCAUGACCGAGGCAACAUCGGAAAACUCAUCCUGGAUGUGGAGAAGUCCCCAACUCCCUUGAUGGCCAACGACAGCACGGAGACCAGCGAGGCGGGAGAGGAGGAAGAGGAGCACGAAGGUGACAAUGACAACAAGGAGCGCAUGCCCUUCAUCCAGUAAGGGUGGGGCUCGACCAUCCAUCCCAGCCACGGGGACGAGGG
Molecule: messenger RNA, 1393 nt
Organism: Megalops cyprinoides (Indo-Pacific tarpon)
Lineage: Eukaryota; Metazoa; Chordata; Actinopteri; Elopiformes; Megalopidae
Product: synaptic vesicle membrane protein VAT-1 homolog-like
Exons: 9
Coding region: 111-1352 (413 amino acids)
Molecular function (GO): zinc ion binding; oxidoreductase activity
Source: RefSeq, a predicted model, not a curated record